Molecule: messenger RNA, 1572 nt
Organism: Acanthamoeba castellanii str. Neff
Lineage: Eukaryota; Discosea; Longamoebia; Acanthamoebidae
Product: Serine/threonine kinase
Exons: 4
Coding region: 1-1572 (523 amino acids)
Biological process (GO): protein phosphorylation
Molecular function (GO): protein kinase activity; ATP binding
Source: RefSeq, a predicted model, not a curated record
AUGCCGGAGGACGCAUACAAAAUCAGCUGGGGCGACUUCGAGUGCAUCGAGCCCAUGGGGGCGGGCCUGUCCCCUCGCCUCGGGGGGCGAGAAUUCAAGGCCGCCUGGUUCGGUACCGAGGUGGCCAUCAAGGAAGUGAGCGGCCUCGAUGGUCAGGAGGAGGACGCCCUGUCGGCCGCCCUCGAGGAGUUUCUUACCCUCAAAGAAAUCCGGCACCCCAACAUCGUGCACUUCAUUGGGGUGUGCGAGACGGAGAGCAAGGUGUACACCAUUUCGGAGCACCUCACAGACAACGUGUACCGGCUCCUGCACGACCCUUCGGCCGAUCUCCCAUGGCGGCGGCGCAUCAAGAUCGCCCUCGAGGCCACACUCGCCCUCACCUACCUGCACAGCAAGGGCAUCAUACAUCGCGACUUCCGGUCUCGAAAUCUUCUGUUGUCUGUGAACGGCCGGGUCAAGGUCAGCAACAUGGGCCUGGUGCGAGGCGGACGUGGAGCGCCGGGGGACUGUAACAUGGAGGCGGUGGCGCCGGAGGUGCUCAUGGGCGACCUGCACGACGAGCGGGCCGACAUCUUCGGGUUCGGGGUGGUGCUGUUCGAGCUCAUCACGCGACGCAACCCGCCGCCGCGCAGCAUCGGCACCAAGUUCGGGUUCGACACGGAGGACUUCACCAAGGAGCUCAACGACUCGCCCGGCUGCCCGCCGAUGCUGCGCGACCUGGUGCUCCAGUGCGUGGCCACGAACCCGAACAACCGGCCCAAGCCGAAGACCAUCCUCACGCUUCUCAAGGAGAUCAAGCUCGCCGAGCGACGCGACGCGCAGCAACAGAAGAUGAUGCAGCGCCAGCGACAGCAGCAGCUGCUGCAGAGCGAGAUCUCGGAGGAGGACGGCGAGGGGAGCGAAGGCGGCGGCGGGAGCAGCAGCGGCGGACCGAUCACUCCGCUGGGGAGCGCCCGGCGGGGCAGCGUGCUGGUGAUCUCGAGGAGCGACAGCGGCGCCUUCAACUCGAGUCCGCUCCUCAGCGCGCGGUCCAACGGCAGCGGCGGCGGCGGAAACGAGUACAUGUACCACCCCAUGCGCGAAGGGAGGGAGCGGGCCGCGAGCGAGCGGAACGUGCGACGAAACACGGACAGCGGCGGAGGGCGGGAGGGGAGCGGCAUCGGGCGGAGCGGGAGCGGCAUCUCGGAGUACACGGACAACGACGACGAGGCCGACGUCGGGUACUCGCGCGAAGAUGACGCCAUGCGGCGUCAGCGACUGAGCACCGAACGGAAGAAGCUGGACGACGGGCUCGGCGGCAGCGGCGGCGCUGACAGUCCCAGCGGACGGAGGAAGAACUCGGCGAGCAAGGAGGAGCGGCUGAUGAGCGACGUGUUCGGCGACAAGCCCCUUCGACGAAGCCGGCGGAACACGAAGAUCUUCGCCGAGGAGGAGGCGCUGGAGAGCAUCUUCGCGUCGAACCUCGGGCGGGAGAGCAACACGCGACCACGGAGCCAAACGCAGGAGAAGCGCGAAGAAGGCCCCAGGAAGCGUCGAGAAACCACCGACCCAGACAAGUGCCUGCUGAUGUAA